CAAGUACAACGUUUCGGUUCGGAUUUCCUGUUUUUAAUUUUUGUGAUUAAUAAUAUUUUGUUAAUUGAAACAAAAUGUUCAAUGGCUAUAAUAAACAUUCUAUGAAACCAAAAACGGUUUUUCUCGAUGUCAAACCUUCGUUCGUUAAUCCUACUGUGAAAAGAUUUAGUGGACUACCAACUCGUAAGGAUAGCAUCGCACUAUAUGGGACUGAUACACGUCCUUCUUUGUCAUCAGUAACCUCAUUGGAAAAUUAUCAAAAAGAUGUUCUCUUCAGCAACAUUGGAUCAUCAUACAUUUUUAUGCGUUGUCUUGGAGCAAUGCCAAUAACAAGACGAUCGCCAGGAAAUGCUGAAUUUUCAAUGGCAUCGAUUGCUUAUGCAUACUCAGUUCUAUUUUUUGUCAUAUUAAUUAUUUAUGUUGGCUAUGUUGCUGACAAUCGCAUACAAAUUGUUUCAUCUCUAAAAGGGCCAUUUGAAGAAGCUGUAAUUGCAUAUUUAUUCUUGGUUAAUAUUUUGCCAAUUAUACUUAUACCCAUAAUGUGGUCGGAAACAAGAAAAAUUGCUGGAUUAUUGAAUGAUUGGAAUGAUUUUGAGAUUCUUUAUUAUCAAAUAUCUGGCCAUAGUGUUCCACUAAAAAUAAGAAAGAAAGCAUUAAUCAUUACUGUUGUUUUGCCAAUUCUUUCAAUUUUAUCGGUGGUUAUUACUCACGUCACUAUGGCUGACUUUCAUAUAAUGCAGGUUGUACCUUAUUGUAUUUUGGAUAAUUUAACGGCAAUGCUUGGAGCUUGGUGGUUUUUAUCAUGCGAAGCUUUAAGUGACACAGCCAAUAUACUUGCGGAACGUUUUCAAAAAGCUCUUCGACACAUUGGACCUGCAGCAAUGGUCGCCGAUUACAGAUCUUUGUGGCUUCGCUUGAGUAAGCUUACUCGAGAUACUGGAACAGCAACUUGUUACACUUUUACAUUCUUGAAUCUCUAUUUGUUCUUUAUUAUCACUUUAUCUAUUUAUGGCCUUAUGUCUCAGCUAUCAGAGGGUUUUGGAAUAAAAGACAUUGGCUUAGCUAUAACAGCUAUUUGGAGCAUCUGUUUGUUAUUCUUUAUUUGUGAUGAAGCUCAUUAUGCUUCACACAAUGUAAGAACUAAUUUUCAAAAGAAGCUACUUAUGGUGGAAUUGAGCUGGAUGAAUUCUGAUGCACAAACAGAAAUCAAUAUGUUCUUACGGGCUACCGAAAUGAAUCCUUCGAAUAUAAAUUGCGGUGGAUUCUUUGAUGUAAAUAGGAAUCUUUUUAAAGGACUUCUUACAACAAUGGUGACUUACUUGGUUGUGCUGUUGCAGUUUCAAAUAAGUAUUCCUGAUGGCAAGCCCAGAGGUAACAUCACUUUUGGAGUGGGCACUCUUGUAAAUGGAUCUGAUGUACUUGUGAGCUUGAUUAGUCAUUAAUGUUUUCAGAUAAAUACGUGUAUUUUUAAGGAAAAUAUUGGUUAUACAUUUUAUGU
Molecule: messenger RNA, 1498 nt
Organism: Episyrphus balteatus (marmalade hoverfly)
Lineage: Eukaryota; Metazoa; Arthropoda; Insecta; Diptera; Syrphidae
Gene: Gr63a
Product: gustatory and odorant receptor 63a
Exons: 7
Coding region: 75-1442 (455 amino acids)
Biological process (GO): sensory perception of taste
Cellular component (GO): axon; dendrite; membrane
Molecular function (GO): sweet taste receptor activity
Source: RefSeq, a predicted model, not a curated record